Molecule: messenger RNA, 2328 nt
Organism: Heterostelium album PN500
Lineage: Eukaryota; Evosea; Eumycetozoa; Acytosteliales; Acytosteliaceae
Gene: ku70
Product: ATP-dependent DNA helicase
Exons: 4
Coding region: 1-2328 (775 amino acids)
Biological process (GO): double-strand break repair via nonhomologous end joining; telomere maintenance; cellular response to X-ray
Cellular component (GO): Ku70:Ku80 complex; nucleus
Molecular function (GO): DNA helicase activity; damaged DNA binding; telomeric repeat DNA binding
Source: RefSeq, a predicted model, not a curated record
AUGACAAGUAAAAGCAAUACAGUUAGUGGUACCAAUGGCGUAUCUAUGUCGUCGAUGUCAGGAGCACAGUUUUUCAACUAUAUAGAUGACGACGAUGAGGAGAAUGAAGGUGGUUGGGAUAAUUUGUUUGCUGCCAAAGAUAACGAUGAUGAUGAACAACAACAAGCAAACGCAUAUCAAUACCAAGUAAUGAGAGAUUGUAUCAUCUUUCUUAUUGACACCUCAAAGGCAAUGUUUGAGCCAGACCCUGUUACAAAGGAGAAACCAUUCGAUAAUGCCAUUAAAUGUUUAAUACAAACGAUCACCGAUAAGAUUAUAACAAGUGAUAGUGAUCUUAUUGGUUUAUGUUUAUACAAUACUGACAAGAAUAAGAAUCUAAAUGAUUUUGAAAAUAUUUAUGUAUUAUUUGACUUGGAUAUACCCGAUCCAAAAACAAUUCUGUUGUUAGAAGAUAUUCUGGAGGGUGAUUAUAGUUCUUUCGGUGGUUACACUGAAAAUAAAGAUAUGGUGUUUUGUGAUGCACUUUGGACUUGUUCUACAAUGUUUUCGAAUUGUAAUAUAAAACUAUCACAUAAACGUAUAUUUUUAUUUACAAAUCAAGAUCAACCAACACAAGACAAUGAUAAUCAAAAGGUAAUUGCAAUUCAGAGAGCAAAGGAUUUAUCUGAUUUAGGUAUUGAAAUUGAACUAUUUUCAAUGAACAAUGCUCUUUCCGAUCAUCCAUUCGAUUUCUCAUUGUUCUACCAAGAGAUUAUCAUUUUGCAAGAUGACCAAAUCGUUGACCAAGAUUUUAGUUCCGCUUCUAGAUUCUCACAGCUCUUCUCAAAGUUGAAGCGUAAACAGUUUAAGAAGCGAUCAUUAGGUCAACUACCGAUGUAUAUUGGCAAGGAUGUCGUUAUCGGAACACAAUUGUAUAGUUUGGUAUCGGCUGCCACAAGAUCGUCACCAACUAUGCUCGAUCCAGCAAGCAAUCUACCGAUAAAGACACUCACCAAAAAUAUUUGCAUGUCAAGUGGCACCACUCUUUUGCCGUCACAGAUUGCUUAUUGUAUGUACUACGGUGGUGAACCGGUUGUCUUUGAGAAGAGAGAGGUAGACUCUAUCCGUUCGUUAGACCGUGUCGGUUUAACACUGCUUGGAUUCAAACCGAGUAAGGCAGCACUCAAAAGACAUCGAUUAGUCAAACACUCCAACUUUUUGUUUCCAGACGAGAAAUCUAUCACUGGAUCUACACGUGCACUCAAUGCACUGCUCGAUGCAAUGCUAUCGAGUGAUCGGGUUGCGAUUGCCAAAUUCCUGCCUCGUUCAAACACCUCUCCAAGAAUGGUUGCUCUCGUCCCACAAGAGGAGGACGAAGAUCUUCGAAUGCCACGUGGAUUCCAUAUCAUCUAUUUGCCGUAUGCCGACGAUAUUCGUGCGAUCCAAGUGGAGCAGAGCGAGUCUACAGCAACAACAAACCAGAUCGAUUGUGCGAAACAAGUGAUCAAAGCAUAUCAUAUCGAUUAUAAUCCAGCCGACUUUCUCAAUCCAGCACUACAGAAACACUAUGCCAAUCUUCAAGCGCUUGCUUUAGAGCGUGACUCUGUAGCGCCAACCACCGACAAUACAAAACCAAACAAAGAUAAACAAGAUGAAAAUCAAGAUCUCGUCAAACAAUGGGAGGAUUCGGUAUACUCUAGUGAUUAUGUACAACAACUCAACCAAUCAAAGAAAAGAGAUCGUGAGAAUAAGAAUGCACUUGCCAAACUCGAUUGGGAGAAACUCGCAGAGAAUGGUGGAAUCGUGAAGCUAACAGUUGCAGAUUUGAAUGAAUUCCUCAAGAACCAAGGUCAGAAAACACCAACCAAAGCAAAGAAGGCUGAUUUAGUUGAGGUGGCAACUGCAUAUAUCAAAGAAGGAAAGCUCGAUAAAAAGAAAUUGGAUCUUUUGAAAUCGGACGAUGCCGAAACAGCUCUCUACAAUGAUAGAGAUAAUGAUGAAGAUGAAAAGAAUAGACCAAAGAAAAAGACAAAAUCAUCGUCAUCAGCAGCGGCAACAACAACAACUACAACUACCACCACAACAAGAAAGAAAGCAAGUAAAGCAAAAACAACCAAAAAGACAACAAAAAAGAGUGAUGAAAUUAUGGAUGUUGAUGAUGAUGACGAUGUAAUGUUUGCUGUAAACAGUGACGAUGACGACAAUUUCACCAUGCCUACUAAACCAAUCACAAGAUCACAGAGUGAUCCGCUCGGAUUAGGAAAUGUAAAACCAAUUUGUAAAUAUGAUGGUAAAUGUUAUCGUAAAAACCCAGAUCAUUUAGAACAAUUUAGGCAUACAAAACAGUAA